AUGGCGGCCGCCUGCAGCAGAGCGCUCUGUAAGGUCGGCGGUCGGGUUCUGGAGUCUGCAGCGGCCCGCGGGUCCGGUUCCGUCUCCUCCUGGAGGCCGUACGGUACCGGAGCCUUCCGGUCCAAGCUGCUGUCCUCUGCCCGGGCAGGAGCUGCAGGAGGCGGCUGCAGGGUGCUCGGCUGCGCGGCGCUGCUGGGUGGAGGUCUGGGUUUAUACCACACUGUGAGGUUCAGGCUCCAGCAGCACCUCGCCGAGGAGGAGACCAAGGUCUCAGGAGUAGGAGGAGGUCCGGCGUUGACCCUGUACCAGUACAAGACCUGCCCGUUCUGCAGUAAGGUCAGAGCCUUCCUGGACUACCACGGGCUGCCGUACGAGAUCGUGGAGGUGAACCCGGUGAUGAGGAAGGAGAUCAAGUGGUCGGUCUACAGAAAAGUGCCCAUCCUGAUGGUGGAUGGUGACGUGCAACUGAAUGACUCGUCCGUCAUCAUCAGCUCCCUCAAGACUUAUUUAAUCAGCAAGAACAAGAGCAUGUCUGAGAUCCUUCGCUGCUACCCGGAGAUGAAGUCUGUGAACGACCGCGGGAAGGAGGUGACGGAGUACAGCAACAAGUACUGGGUGAUGCUGGACGAGACGGAGGCCGCGACGUUCUACCCCGAGAAGGGAGCGCAGAAGGAGGAGAUGAAGUGGCGUCAGUGGGCCGACGACUGGCUCGUUCAUCUCAUAUCCCCCAACGUGUACCGGACCUCCGGCGAGGCCUUGGCCUCCUUCGACUACAUCGUGCGAGAGGGGAAGUUCGGCACCUACGAAGGAUUCUUCGCCAAAUACGUCGGCGCCACGGCCAUGUUCCUCAUCGCCAAGCGGCUGAAGAGUCGACACAAUCUGCAGGACGACGUGAGGCAGGAUCUCUACAAGGCCGUCAACGACUGGGUGGCUGCCAUCGGCAAGAAGAAGAAGUUCAUGGGAGGAGAUCGACCCAACCUGGCAGACCUGGCGGUGUUCGGCGUCCUCAGAGUGAUGGAGGGCCUGGAGGCGUUUGACGACAUGAUGGCGAACACCAAGGUCAAACUGUGGUACAGACGCAUGGAGAGGGCGUCGCUCAACCACGAGGGCCGAGAAUGAACGACGCUCCAGAUUUAAAAUAACAAACGGUUGAAAGAACACUUACAGCCUUCAGAGAGACUAAACGGUGAACUGCCAAGAAAGACGGACAGCCACCGGGAAGCAGGAAGCUAGAAGACCUUCUUUUAUUGUGAAAGGGCUUUGAGAAAUCCCUGAUAGACAAAUUAAUUUAAAACCUGCAGACAUUUAUGUAGAUGAAGACAUAACACACAUGAAAAUACUGUCGCCUUAUAUCUGAUUUGAGGAACCAUUAAACCCUCUACUGGUGAACGGCGGGAACUGCAACAAUUUAAACACUUAAAAAACACAAUUUUGUUAAUUUUCCGCUAAUGUGUUUGUUUUGUUUUUCAUUAUGGGGAGCUGAAAAUCCAACAUAUUGUCCCUUUAAUACUUUACAGCCUGAAGAGAUUCCAUGCAGAUCUGGAAAAUGUAUUUUUUACACAUUUCGAGACCUUAAAUGGUGUCACAAGAAAUGCGUCAUGUCCAAAAAAAGAAGGUUGUCAUUUGAAAACUAAAUUUCACACAUAUUACUGUAUGUUGUUUGUUUUUGAAUGAACAGGGUUUCUCAACAACAGAUUAUUUUGGCUCCUGCAAAAACUCAAACACUUGUAUUUAUGAAAAAUAAAAAAGUAAAAAUCUAUUUUAAUUUCUUCUGAUUUUGCUCGAUUAAUAUUGAUGUUCUAGCUUUAAACCUCUUCUGACUGUUAUACAAGAGUAAACUAAUUGGGGAAAAAAAGAUGUUUAUCUAUUUAUUCCAGGUGAGUGUUUCUCUGUGUAACUGAUGCAGGAUCAGUCCGGCAGCGAGGAAUCAAGAAGCUCGUCUGCUGGUUUUCUCUUUUUAGGAUGAAAUUAAAUAAAGUGUAAGAAGAACUGAUGAGCUGCCAGUUUGAAUGUACUUAAUCUACAAUAUGCAGAUGCAUUUCUUGAAUUAAUUGUAUUAAAGCAAACUCAACGUGCAUAAUUGUAAAAAGGUUAACAAAUAAAAAAAAUAA
Messenger RNA from Anoplopoma fimbria (sablefish), 2111 nucleotides. It is a transcript of the gene ptgesl, whose product is annotated as prostaglandin E synthase 2-like. Gene Ontology annotation, molecular function: prostaglandin-E synthase activity. Gene Ontology annotation, cellular component: mitochondrion. Lineage: Eukaryota; Metazoa; Chordata; Actinopteri; Perciformes; Anoplopomatidae. The coding region runs from base 1 to 1119 and encodes 372 amino acids. The record is from RefSeq and is a predicted model, not a curated record. The transcript is spliced from 7 exons.